Messenger RNA from Orbicella faveolata, 3389 nucleotides. Its product is annotated as cleavage and polyadenylation specificity factor subunit 3-like. The record is from RefSeq and is a predicted model, not a curated record. Gene Ontology annotation, molecular function: 5'-3' RNA exonuclease activity; RNA binding; RNA endonuclease activity. Lineage: Eukaryota; Metazoa; Cnidaria; Anthozoa; Scleractinia; Merulinidae. Gene Ontology annotation, cellular component: mRNA cleavage and polyadenylation specificity factor complex. Gene Ontology annotation, biological process: mRNA 3'-end processing by stem-loop binding and cleavage.
AAACACUACAUGGACUGAUCGCGGGCAGCAAAGAUCAGUUUCAAAAUGGCGGCGGCGGCGACCGCUGUGAAGAGAAAACCAGACUCAAAUGUUCCACCAGAAGAAAGUGACUUGCUGAGGAUAACUCCGCUGGGAGCUGGGCAAGAAGUUGGCCGAUCAUGUCACAUCCUGGAAUUCAAAGGAAAGAAAGUGAUGCUGGAUUGUGGCAUUCAUCCUGGAAUGUCUGGAAUGGAGUCGUUACCUUUCCUUGAUGAAAUAGACACAGCAGAAAUUGACCUACUCCUGGUUAGCCACUUUCACUUGGAUCACUGUGGGUCCCUUCCAUGGUUUCUAGAAAAGACUACCUUUAAAGGACGGGUGUUCAUGACACAUGCAACAAAAGCAAUCUACAGAUGGUUGCUUUCAGAUUAUGUCAAAGUUAGUAAUAUUGCAACAGAGGACAUGCUGUACACAGAGUCAGAUCUAGAAAAAAGCAUGGAUAAGAUUGAAACAAUUCAUUUUCACCAGGAGAAAGAGGUGAAUGGAAUCAAGUUCUGGUGUUACCAUGCUGGUCAUGUUCUUGGGGCAGCCAUGUUUAUGAUUGAAAUUGCUGGCGUAAAGAUUCUAUACACGGGUGAUUUUUCUCGUCAAGAAGAUCGUCAUUUGAUGGCAGCAGAGAUUCCAAGCAUUUCACCUGAUGUUCUCAUCAUUGAAUCAACUUAUGGAACUCACAUUCAUGAGAAACGUGAGGACAGAGAGAACAGAUUUACAAGUACUGUUCAUGACAUAGUUAAUCGUGGUGGCCGAUGCCUGAUUCCUGUGUUUGCUCUUGGAAGAGCUCAGGAGUUGCUUCUUAUUCUGGAUGAGUAUUGGCAAAAUCAUCCUGAGCUUCAUGAUGUCCCAAUCUACUACGCCUCACAGCUAGCCAAGAAAUGCAUGUCAGUGUUCCAGACUUAUGUAAAUGCAAUGAAUGAGAAAAUUAAAAAACAGAUUGCCAUUUCCAACCCAUUUGUGUUUAAACACAUAUCAAAUCUCAAGGGCAUUGACCAAUUUGAUGACAUUGGUCCAUCAGUUGUGAUGGCGAGUCCAGGAAUGAUGCAGAGCGGUUUGUCCCGUGAACUCUUUGAGCAGUGGUGUACAGAUCGCAGGAACGGUGUUAUCAUUGCUGGUUACUGUGUAGAAGGAACACUCGCCAAGGUAAAUUCUUGCUCUCUGUUUUUACAUUGUUCCUGGGGAAAGUGUGUUACAAUAGACCGUAUUUUGAUCUUUUUCAUGCAAUUUUUCUUUUGUCCGCAGGAUGCCAGUGUUGUAGUUCAUAACCCCCCUAACACUCAGAGCGUAGAGCUCUAUUUCCGGGGGGAGAAGAUGGCCAAGGUGAUGGGAAGCUUAGCAGCGGAAAAACCCGAACAUGGGAAACCUUUAUCAGGAAUCCUCAUCAAAAGAGGCUUCAAUUAUCAUUUGAUCGCACCAGAUGACCUUCAAAAUUACACAGAGCUCUCGACAAGUGUUCUCACACAGAAGCAGACCGUCGCUUUCCAUGGCGCCUUCUCUCUGCUUCUCCAGUGUAUGGAGAACUUGGCUGGCGACGUUGAACAACUCACGCUACAAGGAGGAAAACUUGCGCUUAAAGUGUUCAAAGCUAUCACUAUUAUUCAGGAGAAAAGAAGCGUCGUUGUUGAGUUUGGCGUCGGCGGAGGAGGGAAGUUGGCGUUGGAGAACGUUUUUUCGUAUUCUUACCAUUUCGCUUUUUCUUGUUACGUUCUUUUCACAGAUUACACAGAGCUCUCGACAAGUGUUCUCACACAGAAGCAGACCGUCGCUUUCCAUGGCGCCUUCUCUCUGCUUCUCCAGUGUAUGGAGAACUUGGCUGGCGACGUUGAACAACUCACGCUACAAGGAGGAAAACUUGCGCUUAAAGUGUUCAAAGCUAUCACUAUUAUUCAGGAGAAAAGAAGCGUCGUUGUUGAGUGGGUGGCGAAUCCUGUGAAUGACAUGUAUGCUGAUGCUGUUCUAGCUGUGAUUUUACAAGUGGAGUCCAAUCCUACAACUGCUCAAGCUGCUCGUGCUAAGAAGCCAGAUAUAAGCCAGUUUCCAGAAAGGUUGAUGAAGCUUUUGAGAGGCACGUAUGGCAACGAUGCUGUAAUAAGAACUACUAAAGGAGAUCAGAUAUCAGUGAAAUUAGACGGACUGACCGCUGUGAUCAACCUGGACACACUGGAAGUGGAUUGCGCGGAAGAAAGUUUACAGAGCCAUGUUUCCUCUGCAGUUAAACGACUUCACAACUCCAUGGCACCAUGUCAUGCUUGAAACUGCUUCUUUUGCGCCUUCCAAGAUCUGUCAGGGAGCUCUCCUGUCCUCAUCGACCACGUUAGCUUGAGGACAAACUGUCGACAUGUCAUAUGUUAGAAGUGGAGCUCUUAAAGUCGCCAGCCCUCUUUGUAAAAUCGACGUUGUUAUCGAGACCAACUUCAAGCUCAAUUCUUUACUAGGCCUUUUUUGCGUUUCUAUAGUACGCUGGACAAAACUGUUCUGGAUCGAUCUUUUGCCACAAAAAAUUAAAACAAGCAAAGUGUCGCAAAUAACUUUGUGAUUUUUGUUAACUUUAUUAAAUUCCACACAUGGAAAAUCAAUUUCAUAUACUGGGAUGACGCAACUAAAACUUGCGUUACAGCGUACCCAAAUUUGGUAACUGAAUCACAAAAGUAAGGAAAAUCACGUGAUUUCUUAGAGGAAAGAAUCACAUUCAAGUGUUGUUUUGCGACGAACAUCGUUAUGUGUAUGUGUAUUUCUUGUCAAGAAUUUGGCAAGAAGGCGUGAGAAAGACUUACAAAAAGUCUUUGAAAUACGAUACUGUCUUCAGACAUUGAUCUUCUUUCGGAGUAAAGUCUUUACACUGUUCUUGCCACUAGAUCGGUCUUCUACCUGUUUUGAAGAUAGAAGCCAGUAGCUCUCGCUUCGUGCAGACCAAAAUUACUCAAAAUGCUGCUGUGUAAAAGUGUUGUCAGCCAAGAACCUCAGACACUGCGAUUUGUGCCUUUCGAGAAGUUGCCGGACCCGUGUCUGUUCAUCUGCCAGGACUGAGCCUGCCAUUUUCUCACAUUUUCUGACAUGUGGUAAGAGCUUGAAAUCACCGAGCUUUGUUUGGUUUGCCUUGUGGCCCUUCGGUGGUAGCAUCACAACUUGAAUCUUGAUUCUGUAAACCACUCAUGUAGUGUUGUUUUGAUGGAUUAUUGCACAUUCCUCAUGAUUUCUCGUCGAAUUCAUGACAAAAAAUCCACAAACACGUAACAAUAUUUUCCGCAACACAACACUGGGCCGAGACUACGAUGUUGAUGAAAAAUAUGACAUGUUUUUCUCAGACAUUGCGUGAUUUUCCGUACUUUUGUGAUUCAGACUGCAAAUUUGAAUAC